AUGAAUAUAUGGCAACCAUUGACGCUCUCCCACACAACACACCCGUACACACCUGUACUCGUCGUUGUAGACGCGAGCCAUGCGUUUUGUGCGCCAAUUGUCAACAAACUGUUGGCCGCAUUUGUAUCCAAGGACUCAGCGAUUUUUAAGACUCGUCAAAACUCUUCGUCUACUGAUAAUGACUUAGCGUUUACUUCGCAAGACUUGAAUGAUUUGGCGAUAAGAAUAGGCGCCGAUUUGGGUCUUCCGGACAUCAAUGACAUCCAUGUGGGGGAAGAGUCCGUCAAUCACGAUAUGCUCGCGAAUGUGGACCAAAGUCAGGGC
Messenger RNA from Medioppia subpectinata, 324 nucleotides. The record is from the annotation of a GenBank genome assembly. Lineage: Eukaryota; Metazoa; Arthropoda; Arachnida; Sarcoptiformes; Oppiidae.